Molecule: messenger RNA, 7458 nt
Organism: Ictalurus punctatus (channel catfish)
Lineage: Eukaryota; Metazoa; Chordata; Actinopteri; Siluriformes; Ictaluridae
Gene: psda
Product: pleckstrin and Sec7 domain containing a
Exons: 13
Coding region: 508-2103 (531 amino acids)
Biological process (GO): regulation of ARF protein signal transduction
Molecular function (GO): guanyl-nucleotide exchange factor activity; phospholipid binding; protein binding
Source: RefSeq, a predicted model, not a curated record
GAGGGAAAGGGGCUGAGUAGUUGCAUAGUGAAAGGAAAUGCAUAACAUCCAGCAGCAGAAAAUAGCCCAACUGAUGAGAAGUACACAGGCAGAGGAAAACACACAUGCAUGUAGGCUAGCAAGCUGAAAAGCAUGAAGCAGCCUAGGAAUGAGAGAGUAAAAGAGAGACCCAGAUAGACAGAUAUAUAGAGAGAAGGUUAGAGAGAACAGAUGAGUAUCAUUUGUUCCAGUCAGAAAGGGAUUGAUGACGGUUUGCAUAGUGUGGGACAGAAACUGAAGCUGAGAUCAGACACCAGCUCAACAACCAAGAAAGCCACACCGGAGGAGCAACAGGAGAUAAAACUGAGAUUAAAUGGUAAAUUCCAUGAUGCUCUGGAAUAAACUGUAAGAUUAGUGCUUUUGCGUGGAUCACAAGCCAAAGAGAGGAUGAGUGCCUCUGAGCUCUGUGCUGGUUAAGGAUCUCAUCAAGACAUUAAGCUGCAUGUCAGGAGGUGGGGUUUUAACGAUAUGGCUCACUAUUUGCUCUGCUGGGGAGGCGGGGCAUUGGAGGAUCCCUACCUGUAUACUCCCUUGCCAGAUGUUUAUCGGGAACGAGCAUCAGGACUUAUCUCACAAUCUGACCACGAGGAGACACAGCGCUUGGCACUGGGCAGCAAUGACAACAUUGUCAAUGGUAGCCAGGCUGACCUGCAGGCUGCCAAACUGCUGGCCAAACGCCUCUACAACCUGGACGGCUUCAGGAGAUCUGACAUCGCAAGACACCUGAGUAAAAAUAAUGAUUUCAGUAGGAUGGUGGCAGAGGAGUACCUGAGUUAUUUCAACUUUGCAGGCAUGAGUGUGGAUCAGGCUUUGAGAGUUUUCCUGAGAGAGUUUGCUCUUAUGGGUGAGACACAGGAGAGAGAACGAGUGCUGUCCCAUUUCUCCAGAAGAUACCUCCAGUGCAACCCAAACACUAUACCAAAUGAAGACAGUGUCCACACUCUGACCUGCGCUCUGAUGCUGCUGAACACAGACCUACAUGGCCAUAAUGUGGGGAAGAGGAUGUCAUGUGUGCAGUUCAUAGGCAACCUGGAGGGGUUAAAUGAUGGGCAGGAUUUCCCCAAAGACCUGCUCAAGGCACUCUAUAACUCCAUCAAGAAUGAGAAGUUGCAGUGGACAAUUGAUGAAGAGGAAGUGCGUAAAUCUGUGUCGGAGCUGGCCGACAGCAGGACAGACUCUGCGUCCUACACUCUGAAGAGGAUUACUAGCGGCGGGGCUCCUCUAGUGUCUCUGGCUCAGCAGUCCAACACUCAGGUCUACAAGAAAGGCUUCCUCGUGCGCAAAGUUCAUGCCGACCCCGAUGGCAAACGGACGCCUCGAGGUAAGAGAGGAUGGAAGACAUUUUAUGCCAUCCUGAAAGGACUGGUCCUUUAUUUGCAGAAGAGUGAAUAUGGCACUCAUAAGCAGCUGUGUGAUGAGGAUCUGAAGAAUGCUGUGUCCAUCCACCACUCUCUGGCUAUGAAGGCAGCAGACUACAGCAAGAGACCCAAUGUGUUUUACCUGCGCACUGCUGACUGGAGGGUCUUCCUGUUCCAGGCCCCCAAUGCGGAGCAGAUGCAGUCCUGGAUCACGCGCAUCAACACAGUGGCAGCCAUGUUUUCUGCCCCUCCCUUUCCAGCAGCCAUCGGCUCACAGAAAAAGUUUAGCCGGCCUCUUCUACCGGGCUCCACCACCAAACUGUCCCAGGAGGAGCAAGUGAAAUCCCAUGAAAUGCGCUUCAGAUCUGUCUCCUCUGAGCUGCAGGAGCUGCGCUCUAUUCUUCAGGAGCGGAAGCCCAAGGGGAAGGAGCAAGAAGAGGCCAAGCAGCGAGAGGAGUUCCUGGAGUUUGAGAAAACCCGCUAUGGGACGUACGCCAUGUUACUGAGAGCGAAGAUUCGCAUGGGUGAGUCAGAUCUGACGGCAUUUGAGGCUCGUUUGUUUACUGAUGGCACUCUGCAGCGGACCAGCUCCAGCCCCACGCUGGCACAUGACACCAGCCACGCUAGCGCCAGCAGCUGCAGUUCCAGAAGUAAGAAGAGCAGCCGAAGUGAGGGCCAGAGACACAAGCCAGCCGUGAAACAGUGAGUCCACUAUCCAGAGCACUUGAUAGCUGCUUUAUGGUGCUUCUGAUCCAGACUGAAAGGCUGAGAAGAGCAUCGAUAUGAAGGGGAAAAAAUGGCAGUUUGUGCACUACACUGCAGUGGCCGCACACGUCGUGCACUCGGAGGUGAUCCAAGAUCGAAGCUGGGUAUGAUUAGUCGCCUCGCUUCCUCAUGAAAGCAUGUUUUUGUGGCCAGUGAAUGCAAAACAGGCCUACAGAGGGCAGAGGAGUGUGAAUAUAGCCAUCCUCCCUUUAUCUUUAUCACCUUUUUAGCCUGGCUUUAUACUUCUCUUAGCUUAACAUAUAUGCUGUAUAGAAGUCAUAGACUACUUAAAGCUUUUUGCGCAUCUUUUUUUUUUUUUUUUUAUCAAACAACAUGCCCACACAAGCCAAGUACAAGACUAUCCACCACAAUGGAUCUGAAGACAGUGUUUGAAGACAAAAUCUGAGCCUCUUUGGAAGCACAUGCAUUAUCACAGAGGUAAUUUCCUUUUUUUGAUUACUAGAAGUUGUGUCCCAAAAUGUUUUUUUCUUUUCCAAUUUUCUUGCUUGAACAUACCUUUGGAUAGUAUAAUGUACGUGUAUAGAUCUUUUGAAAUCAUGUUUCGAGCAUGCUUGUGAUGUAAAGACAAUCAGUUCUCUCUUUGCAUUCCCAGUGUAUGUAUUGUAUUUUUAUUUAUUUAUUUAUUUAUUUUUUACAUGAAAGCACACUACAGCUCGCAAAAAUUAAUAGUUUAGAGGCAUGGUUCUCAAAGGGGGUCUUGGAACCCCCAGGGGUCCACAAAGUAUAGCCAGGGGGACUGUGAUGUUUUUUGUUUGUUUUAUUUUGUUACAAUGAUUGAAAUCACCACCCACUAUUACAAAAAUUAUUAUAUUUAUUAUUGAUUUCUUAGUGUUAUUCUUGCCAGCCCCUCCAAAUGUAUUGGACUGGCAAGGACAAUUCUAUUUUUUUAUUAUUUUUUUUUUUGCAAUACAUUGAAGACAUUUGGGUUUGACAUCAAAACAUAUGACAUGAUAGAUCAGAAUUUCAGCUUUUUUUACAGCUAGAUUUACAUCUAGAUGUGUUAAACACCUUUUGUUUGAACCAACCCAUUUUUUCAAGUGAUCAAAAAAAUACUGGAACAUGUGACUGAGGUGUUUCUUGCUGCCCAGGUGUGCUCUGUUAAAUUGAUUGUUUAAAGAAUGAAUGGCUCUGAAUGUCUACUCUUGGUUUGAGCCCUAUGUUGGUAAAAAGGAUAAACCAACAUGAAGACCAGAGAGCUGUCUAAAGGAGAAAAGCAAGCCAAUCUGAAGGCAAGAAAAAUUUAUCAGAGCCAUUGUACAAGCAUUGGGCAUAGCCGAUACAACAAUUUGGAAUGUCCUUAAAAAGAAAGAAACCAUGGUGUACGAACAACCAGACAUGGAACAUGCCAAGAAAAACAACAGCAAUUGAUGACAGAAACGUUGCGAGAGCUGUGAAGAAAACCCCCAAAACAACAGUUAGUCACCAACAACCUCCUACAACCUCUACAGGGCAGGGGUGAAGGUAUCACAAUCCACCAUUCAAAUAAAAUAUAGAGGGCAUACCAUAAAAUGCAAACCACUCAUCAGCAGUAAGAUUCAGAAGGCUAAAUUGGAAUUUGCAAAGAAAUACAGAGAUGAGCCACAAAAGUUCUGGAGCCAGAAUUAACCUCUAUCAAAGUGAAGGAAAGACCAAAUGAUCUGCUCAUGAUCCAAAACAUACGAGCUCAUGGUGGAGGUAGUGUCAUGGUUUGGGCUUGCACGGCUGAUUCUGGAACAGGCUCCCUAAUCUUUAUUGAUGAUGUAACUCAUGAUGGUAGCAGCAGAAUGAAUUCAGAAGUCUCCAGAAGUCUUUCUGGGGGGGGGCAAUUGGAAGUUUUUAGACUGACCAAGUCAAUCACCAGACCUUAAACCAAUUGAGCAGCAUUUCACUUCCUGAAGAGGAGACUGAAGGGAGACACCCCUCAAAACAAACAACUGAAAGAAAAGAAUAAUGCAACAGUUAGGUGAUGUCAUUGGGUCACCAGCUUGAUGCAGUUAUCGCAAGCAAAGGAUAAGCAACCAGAUAUUAAGUGUUAUUCAAUUUAGGACUAUCUGUUUUUAUGCUUUUACUCACCUAAAAAAUGGGUGGUCUGCCACCAAAGGUGCCAUGUUUUUAUUUAUAGAUGUAAAUAUGAGGAAAUGAAAGCUGAAAGUCUGAUCUAUUGUUUUAUAUUCAUCUUUUGAUCUCAAACCUAAAUGUCUUCAGUGUAUAGAGAAAGGAAUAAAAUUGGCCUUGUUGUUGCAAUACUUUUGGAGGGGACUGUAUUAGCCUGGUUUGUUUGGCACUUGAAUUGAAUGAUUAUAAUCCAAACCUCAGGAACUCAAAAACAAACAUGCAUCUGAAUAAUGUUGACUUGAACCUAAUGACACAUUGACAUUAUUUUAAAAAAUAUUUACUAAAAAUGAAAUUUGAUAAAAACUUGUUCUAUCCAAGGAAAAGAAUUAAAAAGCUAUGUGGCCCCAAUAAAUAGCCAAAAUACAAUAUAUUAUGCUGGACUAUGUUUGUAAAAAUAAAUCAGUGCUGUGAGGGUUCGCAGAUUUUAUUUAAAGUUAAAGGAGAUGCAAAAUGUUUCAGAACGACUGGUUUAGAAGAAGGUGUGUCAUGUGCACAUAGGUAUCACCAGCAAUGUUCUGCUUUAGUGUUUAUGUGAGAAUUGUACAUUGUGUAUGCUGACUCUGAAUGUGGAUGACUGAUAAACAUCGAUUAGAUGAAAAAAUGAACAUGUUUCUACUGAUGACCUUAUUGUGUGGCAAAGACAUUUUUUUCUCAGGCUCCCGUUUUCAAAUACUGCAGUGAUGCCACAUUUCUGCUGCCAGAAAGGGGCAGUAGAGGAGAGAUAACCUGUAUUACCUCAGCUGUAUUGGAGAACAAUUAUUUAUAUUGCGCUUAAAAGAAUUAUAGCACAGGUAUUGAGGCAGACACAAAUGUGACUGAAUGUCUGUGAAGUAUUUCUUAAUGAUGUAUUUUCAUCAUAGCAGGAACUAAAGAAUCCGAUAUAUUGUAAAAUAAAAAUAAUAAAAAAAUAUUUUUAAAAAAUCUGUUACCAGGCAGGUCACAAAGAGCUAAAAUGACUGUUAGAGCUGCAAACUUAUGAAUGAGAAAAAAAAACAUAUACAGGCGGCUGACACCUUAAAGAAAAAACAUGUUAUGCUGUAGGCAUUUUGCUGGCAUGGUUUGGGUCCACUUGUACCCUUCAAGCAAAAACUCACCUCAAGUCAUUACAAAGUUCUUCUAACUUAUCAUUGUGAUACAAACAUGACUGAUCAAAACAACUGACUGAUCAUUUGGAUCAUUUAGACUGACUGACUGAUCAUUUUGAUCCAAUCAUUGGAGUGAUGGGAGAUCUUUGGGAAGAAUGGUGUUCAUCGCUCCAGUACAGUUCCAGAGACUUGUAGAAUGUGGGCCAAGGUACAGUGCUGUGAAAAAGUAUUUGCCUGAUUUCUUCUGUUUUUGUGUACAUCUUAUACUAAAUAGUUUUAGAUCUUCAAAUGAAGUACAACAUAAAACAAAGGCAACCUGGGUAAACACACAGUAGUUUUUAUUUAUUUUUUAUUGAAGCAAAAAAAAAAGUUAUCCAACACCUCAUGUGGAAAAACUAAUUGCCCUCUUAAACUUAAAAUCUGGUUGUGCCACCUUUAGCAGCAAUAACUGCAACCAAACACUUCUGAUAACUGGAGACCAGUCUUUCACUUACUAGGACUUACUCUUGUGCUUUGGAUCAUUGUGUUGCUGCAUAAUCCAGUUGCACUUGAGUUCCAAUUUACGGACUGAAGACCGGACAGUCCCCUUUAGGAUUUUUUGCCAGAGAACAAAAUUCAUGUUUCCCUCAAUUAUCACAAGUUGCCCAGGCCCUGAAGCAGCAAAGCAUCCCCACACUAUCACACAUGCACCACCAUGUUGACUGUAGGUAUAAUGUUCCGUUUUGUGGAAUUCAGUGUUUGGUUUAUGCCAGAUGUAACGGGACCACUGUCUUCCACUUUCGACUCAUCAAUCCACAGAACAUUUUCCCAAAAUGUUUGAGGAUAUUCAAGGUGUGUUUUGGCAAAAUUCUGAAGAGCCUUAAUGUUCCUCUGUGUUAGCAGUGGUUUUCACCUCACCACUGUUCCAUGGAUGUCAUUAUUGCCCAGUGUCUUUCUGAUAGAGCCAUGAACAGUGAAGUCCUGUAGUUCCUUUGAUGUUGUCCUUGGCUCUUUUGUGACUUGCUGGAUGAGUCGUUGCUGUGCUCUUGGAAGAAUUGUGGAAGGUCGGCCACUUCUGGGAAGGUUCACUACUGUGCCAAGUUUUUCCAUUUGGUGAUGAUGGCUUUCAUUGUGGUUCGUUGGGAGUUCCAGAGUCUCCAAUAUUUGAAAUAGCUUUGUAACCCUUCCCAGACUGAUGUAUUUCAAUCACCUUCUUCCUCAUCAUUUCAGGGCUUACUUUCAAUCUUGGAUCGCCAUGAAAAUAGCCAUAGAAGCUGGCAUGGCGUUAAAUCACAAACAAACUUUAAUUUUUGGCAUAGUGUGUUAAUGGGUAAGACCUUUAACCAACGUCACGCUGUUGAAAAAAUUCUAUUUAAGUGUUGAUGUGAUUGAACAGGGUUUGCAGUAAUCAGGCCUGGGUGCAUCUAGUCCAUCUUAACCCCAUUAUGAAUGCAGUUUCAUAGAUUUGGGGAAUUAGUAACUAUGGGGGAAAAUACAUUUUCACCCAGGCUCAGUUGGUAUUGGAUAACUCUUUUGCUUCAGUAAAUAACAUCAUUUAAAAACUGUAUUUUGUGUUAAUUCAGGUUACCUUUGUUUUAUCUUAGAUUUUGUAUUAAUUUCUGAAACAAUUUUGUAUGAGAUAUACACAAAAACAGAAGAAAUGACUGUACACUGAAGCUGUUUAAGCAGCUCAUGGCGACCCAACCUUACUAAAACACUUUAUGAUGUUUUUCCCUUUAAUUUGUCACACAUCUGUAUUAAUUCUGACUUUAUACACAUUAAACAUAAGAGCUAAAUCAGCAUCUACAGUAUAGCACUUAAAUUGUGAUGCCCCACUGCACUUUGGGUAAUAUUUGUGCAGACGUUAUUGAAUGACGAGAUCUAUUUAUAUAUUGUGCAGAUUUAUAAUUCAUGUCUUGUUGAGUGUGUUUAUGAUGAAAUGUUUUGACAAAAGUUUUACAGUGUUUUUACAGGGAACACUGAGCAGUUCAGUGACACCACAGUGGUCUACUGUAUGUUUUAAUACUGUAACAUUUUUUUGUUAGUUCAGUGUUUGCUUGUAGUUUUACAUACUGUAUUAUGUUUCAGCUGCUCGGUAAUAAAAUUAUUAUGCUCUA